GUGCACCAGAUGGUCCUGGAGCUGCGCUCCAUCAAGUUCUUGGAGCCAUGCAAGCCACGCAUCUCGCACAACCACUUUCUGUUCUGGGACAGCUUCCAGUUGAGCCACCAGAUGUGGUACGUCAAGCUGUGCCACUACCUGCUGGAAGACCAAAGAUUUCCCAGGUGCCUCAUCGAAGCGCUCCGUUCCCCGGUGACCACGCUCAACACGCUGGAGGGCGUGAGCGUGCGCUUCUCGAGCGUCGACGUGCAGAUGCUGUGUGAGCUACUCGGCAACUGCAAGGCUCUUCGGGCGCCCGUCCUCCUCGAGAACUGGAUCGGCGUGCCCGAGACCAAGGAACUGAAGUGCUGAUGCACCGCACGCAGUGCAGCGCCAGAUCCACGUCCACGAGCUGUACACGACGGUCGACUCCUGCCAUGCUCUCGCCGACUUAGUGUCUCGCAGCAUAGUGAUCGAAGAGCUCAUCGUGAGAAACUGGGCCCCAGGUGCGUAGGGCAGGCACCAUGCUUUCACGGCACUGUUCGCCGCGUUGCUGACUAUAGUGUGCGCUGCACCAGGUGGUUCGAGAUCUACAAUUUUGAACUGAACUGAAUGGAUCUCUUCCAGUGCCUUAGCUUGGGCGAUGGCAAAAUUGAAAAGUGCGGCCUUCAAAUACUACUUUUUUUGCUGAUAAUCUGUCUCUUUACGAGAAAUAAUGCACUGAGGGAGUUAAUGAAGAGUAAUCUGCCAGUCUACGAUAAUAUAGCGUUCGCUUCUAUGCUUCGUGAUCAAAAUAUGUCGUAAUGCCCCUUAAGACUAGACGUUCCGAUCAUGCGGUGUCGAAUGCACCCUAUCGUGUGAGUGUAUACUUCCCUAGACGCUGGAGCAUGCAGCUUGAGCUCUCCUAAAAUACGAGUGCGAACGGCAAGCAUCCCAUAUCUCUUCAACCUAACUUGGCAGGCGGUCGUUGUCAAGGAUUCUUGGCAUAUGACUGUGUACUGAUAUCUGCAGAACACAUCUCAGGUUAACUGGAUGUUAAUUGGCUUUUGAUAGCAGCUGUUUCUACCUGAAGCGGUAUAUGUGUACAUGUAUGCGUACAAUGUCUGCAAACCUUGGAAAUAAAUUUGUUUUCUGCAUUCUGUCUUCAGCGCCUAACAAAACCUGGCUGGGCAGUUCUUGGCUGGAGUGCCGUCAUGACUAUCUUCGUAUACAAUCUUAAUACUUGCUUCCGUGAACUUCUUCGAACUACAGCGCACUAUCCAAAGCAGCAAGCUAGCAAGCUACCGGCUGCACUUUCCUUGCUUUAUAACAGCUUGUCGCAUCUUGUUUGAUAUUCAA
Dermacentor silvarum is the source of this 1317-nucleotide messenger RNA. RefSeq lists its product as uncharacterized. The transcript is spliced from 2 exons. The record is from RefSeq and is a predicted model, not a curated record. The coding region runs from base 10 to 351 and encodes 113 amino acids. Lineage: Eukaryota; Metazoa; Arthropoda; Arachnida; Ixodida; Ixodidae.